Aspergillus nidulans FGSC A4 is the source of this 1487-nucleotide messenger RNA. RefSeq names its product aldehyde dehydrogenase family protein. The record is from RefSeq and is a predicted model, not a curated record. NCBI's taxonomy places the organism in Eukaryota, Fungi, Ascomycota, Eurotiomycetes, Eurotiales, Aspergillaceae. Gene Ontology annotation, molecular function: oxidoreductase activity, acting on the aldehyde or oxo group of donors, NAD or NADP as acceptor; aldehyde dehydrogenase (NAD+) activity; oxidoreductase activity. The coding region runs from base 114 to 1454 and encodes 446 amino acids. The transcript has 4 exons.
AUAGUCGUAGUCGUAGUCGUAUACUUAAAGGGGGGCACCCGCCAGGCAGUCUCCCUCCCACUGCUCCACGCUCUUCCCUCAUUUCUCGCAGGUACUUUGUAAGUCACUGCAAAAUGACAUUCUCCGUCUUUGACAACUACCAGAACACCAUCAACGGGGUGCAGACCUCGACUGCCGAAAAACGCCACGGCAUCAACCCUGCAACCGGCGAGCCGAACCCAGACGUCCCCGUCGCAACCGCGGAGGACGUCGACAAGGCCGUCGCCGCGGCUGAGGAGGCCUUCAAGACCUGGUCCGAAGUCCCUUUUGUGGAGCGCCAGAAGGCGCUGCUAGCCUUUGCCGAUGCAAUCGAGAAGCACGCGGAGGAUUUCUCAAAGCUCCUUGUUCAGGAGCAGGGCAAGCCCGACAGCGCCGAGAAGAAGAUUGUCGUCCGGCACACCCCUAUCGGUGUCGCCGCGGGGAUUAUCCCAUGGAACUUUCCCCUCGCGCUUGCUGUAAUUAAGUUGGCGCCUGCGCUGCUAACCGGGAACGUGAUCAUCAUCAAGCCGUCGCCGUUUACACCAUACUGCGGGCUAAAGCUUGCUGAGCUGGCGCAGCAGUUUUUCCCGCCAGGAGUAGUGCAGGCUCUGAGUGGUGAUGAUAGGCUGGGCCCCUGGCUGACGGCGCACCCUGGAAUUGGGAAGAUUAGCUUUACGGGCUCAUCGGCGACCGGCAAGAAGGUCAUGGAGAGUGCAAGCAAAACCCUGAAGCGGGUGACUCUGGAGCUGGGAGGUAAGGAUGCAGCCAUCGUGUGCAAAAAUGUCGAUGUCAAGAGCGUAGCGCCCCAGGUGGUCUCGAAGGGAUUCCUCAACUCGGGCCAGAUAUGCCUUGCCGUCAAACGGAUCUAUGUCCACGAAUCCAUCUACGAGGAAUUCCGCGACGCUGCAGUCGCGUACGCAAAGACCGUCCAGGUCGGCCCCGGCACUCAGGAAGGCGUCUUUAUGGGCCCUCUCCAGAACAGCAUGCAGUACGAAAAGGUCAAAGGGUUCUUUGCCGAUCUCACAAAGGAACAGCUCAGCCUCACUCACACAGACGGCAAGGCCUUUGACGACAAGCCGGGCUAUUUCAUCAAGCCAACGAUCAUCGACCGACCAGCGGAGGACAGCCGCAUUGCGACGGAAGAGCAGUUCGGUCCGAUCGUGCCUCUCCUCACCUGGAACGAUGAGAGCGAGGUCAUUGCCCGCGCGAACAACACCCGCAUGGGUCUCGGUGCGUCGGUCUGGUCGAGUGACUUGGACGAAGCCGCGCGGAUCGCGGCCAAGCUACAGGCAGGCAGUGUCUGGGUUAACACGCACUUUGAGAGUGACCCCCGGGCGCCGUUUGGCGGACACAAGGAGAGCGGAAUUGGCACAGAGAACGGUUUGCAUGGGCUGAGGCAGUGGUGUAACUUGCAGACUCUGUACCUGAAGAAGUGAGCGUCUCUACCUCGUGGACUGUAAUGUGUAUAA